UUUCGGACGGCCGUUUUUUCGCGUACUGUAGUAGUCUGUAACCAGCUGGGGCAGGUUACGAAAAGCGGACAUAUUCGCGCAUUACGAGGCAUUGCGACUCCGAUUGCGACUCAUAUCCUAUGGGGUGUGCACGAAGGCCGAACACAGGCCGAACAGGGAAAAAAUGCUGACGUCCAUUCGCCGCCAUGUUACUCGAGUAACAGCCGGACACCGCUUCCCUAUCGAAACCCCGCGCAGAAAGUCCGUACCGCAGCGUUGUCAUGCAACAGCCAUUAUCCCAAAGGCAGCCACUUACCUAUCCAGAGUGACUGAUCCAUGGCUGAACUUGGCGUUUGAGGAAUGGCUCUUUCGAAACCCCGAGCUGCCCCCACAUAUACUGUAUCUGUGGCGGAAUACCAAGUGCGUUGUCGUUGGGAAGAAUCAGAACGCAUGGAAAGAAUGCAACUUGAGACGGAUGCAGGAAGAUGGAGUACCGUUGGUACGACGGCGGAGCGGCGGAGGCACUGUGUACCAUGACAUCGGCAACACAAACUACACGAUCAUUAUGCCGCGCGACGUCUUCGACCGCCGCACCAACGCCGAGCUUGUCACCCGCGCCUUGCUCCAGCUCGAUAUUCCCGCGUCGGUCAACGAACGGCAUGAUAUUGUCGUGGACGGGAAGAAAGUGUCUGGGUCGGCGUACAAGCUUGUCAACACGAAGGCGUACCAUCAUGGAACUAUGUUGAUUGAUUCGGAUUUGAAGGCGUUGGGGACGUUUUUGAAACCGCCCCCGAAAAACUUGGUCGGGAAGGGUGUGGAGUCUGUUCGAUCGAAGGUUACGCGGUUACGAGAUCACUCGUAUACGAUUGACCACCUAUCCUUUUGCGACGCCGUGGCAACCGAGUUUCUGAAGUAUCACCAAGUGCAGGCGACACAUCCCAUAGAAUUGACAGCAGACUACAUGGCAAAGAUUCCAAAAAUCAAGGAGUACUACGAUGAGAUUCGGACAUGGGAAUGGGUCAACGGGCAGACCCCAGAUUUCGCGCAUAGGCUAGAGCAUUCUUUUCCUUGGGGCGAUGCGGACAUACACCUGAAAGUGCACCGCGGGAUCAUCACCGAAGCCUCUGUGAACCUAGGAGCCGACCACCACGCGGCAGUCGCCCUGCGAUUAUCCGAGAGUCUAGAAAAUAAGCGAUAUGACGCGGAUGGAGUGGACGAGGCUUUUGGGAUAUUUGAUUUGGCUGAGCCUUCCAGUCGCGUGCUUGAGGAGCUUGCUGAGUUGAGGGAGUGGAUUAAAAGGACGCUAUAGGACGCCGGUGUGCAGGUUGUGGAACUCGAGUUGCCGAUGUUAGAUAGGCUCGAGGUGUAGAUAGCGAGGGAGCUGCCCAACAGUAGAGCUGUGUGAAACAUGAUACACUACAGUCUGAGCGUUUCAUUGUACAUCAGUCAGAACGUGAAAAAGCUGCCGUGCCUUGGGAAAGGUGAAAUGUGCUAGCGCCGUUGCAUAUCGUGGACAGCAUUCCAACCAAA
Messenger RNA from Fimicolochytrium jonesii, 1509 nucleotides. Its product is annotated as putative lipoate-protein ligase A. Gene Ontology annotation, cellular component: mitochondrion; cytoplasm. Lineage: Eukaryota; Fungi; Chytridiomycota; Chytridiomycetes; Spizellomycetales; Powellomycetaceae. The coding region runs from base 164 to 1288 and encodes 374 amino acids. The record is from RefSeq and is a predicted model, not a curated record. Gene Ontology annotation, molecular function: lipoyltransferase activity. The transcript is spliced from 10 exons. Gene Ontology annotation, biological process: protein lipoylation.